Molecule: messenger RNA, 7230 nt
Organism: Pristis pectinata (smalltooth sawfish)
Lineage: Eukaryota; Metazoa; Chordata; Chondrichthyes; Rhinopristiformes; Pristidae
Gene: mib2
Product: MIB E3 ubiquitin protein ligase 2
Exons: 20
Coding region: 598-3426 (942 amino acids)
Biological process (GO): protein ubiquitination
Cellular component (GO): cytoplasm
Molecular function (GO): ubiquitin-protein transferase activity; protein binding; zinc ion binding
Source: RefSeq, a predicted model, not a curated record
GGAGCUUUGUCUCUUCCCCUCGCCACUCCAGCUUCAUGCUGCAUUUGGAAGCUGCCCUUUGUGCAUCGUUCAUAAACUAGUGAUUAAGUAAUUGGAUCAGCAGUGCACCUUCUGCUUCGUCUUAUUGCUGAGAUUACAUUCUGUUAUUUCCCUCUGAAUCCAGACAGAACUGUCACCCUGAGAAAUGCAUUGAUUUGGCAGACAGCAGUUGAUAUUUCCCCUCCCUUUCUCCAGAUCCUACCCUGUGCAGACUACUUCCUUACUGUAUAAAGCACAUUGAAAGCAGUGUUUAUGUUUGCUUGCUGAGACCAUUUAUCUCCCUGGAAUUAUUGCUAUUAAUAGUUUGGUGCAUUUCUUCAACUUGGCCAGGACCCCUACAGGAGUGGCAUCAGUUGGGUCUAGUUUGGUUGCACCUUUGCCUGGGUCAGAAUGUCGUGGGCUGCGUCUGUCGAGCUCGUUAAGCUGGUUCCGGGCACGAAGCUGACGGAGGCUGUGUCGUCAGAGGUGUUCUAGGCAGUCCAAGAUAUCGUCUGUCACUAGACGCCAUUGCAUUUAUUUAUUAAUAAACAUUGAGUCACAAGUCACCCAUUGUGCACCAUGGAAGUGGGCAUGCGUAUUGUACGUGGCGUGGAUUGGAUAUGGGGAAACCAGGACGAUGGAGAAGGACAUGUUGGUACUGUGGUAGAGAUUGGCCGCCAAGGCAGCACCACAACACCAGAUAAAACUGUGGUGGUGCAGUGGGACUGUGGUACUAGAACAAAUUAUCGCACUGGUUACCAAGGAGCUUACGAUCUGCUUCUCUACGACAAUGCACAGAUUGGUGUGCGUCACCCCAACAUCAUCUGCGACUUUUGCAAGAAACAUGGCAUUAUGGGAAUGCGAUGGAAAUGUAAAGUGUGCUUUGACUACGACCUGUGUACUCAGUGCUACAUGAUCAACAAACAUGAUCUUACACACUCAUUUGAGCGUCACGAAACUGCACAUUCUCAAGCUGUUCCUGUUGGUCCACGACAGAAUCUGCCAAGGAUUGUCCUAAAGGGGAUCUUCCAGGGUAGUAAAGUUGUUCGAGGACCAGAUUGGGACUGGGGCAAUCAAGAUGGUGGGGAAGGCAAAAUUGGGAAGGUAAUGGAUAUUCGUGGCUGGGACACUGAGUCAGGACGAAGUGUUUCAAGCGUCACCUGGUCAAACGGGACAACCAACGUCUACCGAAUGGGUCACAAAGGGAAGGUGGACUUAAAGUACGUCACAGAUGCUGCAGGAGGGUACUACUACAAAGACCAUUUGCCAAAGCUUGGUGAACACGCUGAGCUGCCCCGGCAGGAGAGUGCAGGUGGCCACGCCUUCCAGCACAGCGACAAGGUGAAAUGCCUUCUGGAGGUGGACAUUCUGCGGCAGAUGCAAGAGGGACAUGGAGGGUGGAAUCCUAAAAUGGCUGAGUAUAUUGGUCGAGCGGGCACUGUACACAGAAUAACUGACCGAGGGGAUGUGAGAGUGCAGUACAGCAAUAAUAUUCGGUGGACCUUCCACCCUGGAGCACUUACAAAGGUGGACACUUUCUCAGUCGGGGACAUUGUUCGUGUGAUGGAUGAUUUGGAAACAGUGAAAAGACUUCAAACAGGCCAUGGAGAAUGGACUGACAGCAUGACUCCAGCACUGGGCCAGGUUGGGAAGGUACUAAAAGUUUAUGCUGACGGAGAUUUGCGCGUGGGAGUUGGAGGCCAGACGUGGACCUUUAACCCUGCUUGUGUAACAGCAGCGCAGCCUGGAGAGGUGGAUGCCAACCUCAUGACCACAGACAGCAGCAAUGAUUCAGCAAGCACAGUCAUCUCUAUCCUAGAAAAAUUGUUGUCACAGUCAACUGACCAGGAUAAUCCCGGGCGUAUUGUAAUCGAGGCUGCUCACGGGAAUGCUGCAAAGGUCCGCGAUUUAGUGCAGAAGUAUCCAGAGAAGGUCGACAUUAAGAAUCAGGGCAAGACUGCACUGCAGGUGGCUGCUCAUCAGGGACAUCUCGAGGUGGUGAAAAUUCUCCUGCAGGCAAAUGCAAAGCUUGAGAUUCACGAUGAAGAUGGCGACACGGCACUACAUUAUGCAUCGUUUGGAAACCAGCCUGAGGUGGCCAGACUACUGCUCAGCAAAGGUGCGAAUGUCAAUCUGCUGAAUGGUUCAACAUGUUCUGCUCUGCACAUUGCAGUAAACAAGGGCUUCACAGAAGUGGUGCGUGCACUUUGCGAAUAUAACUGCAAUGUUAAUCUACAGGAUUCGUAUGGAGAUACUCCUUUGCAUGAUGCAAUUGCUAAAGAUUAUAGGGACAUCAUUAACAUCCUGACAGAGGUGCCAAACAUUGACUUCACUCAACAGAAUAACCGUGGCUUCAACUUACUGCACCACGCAGCCUUAAAAGGCAAUAAAUUAGCCACUGAGAAGAUCCUGGCCCGAGCCCGUCAGCUGGUGGAUGUCAAGAAGGAGGAUGGAUUUGCAGCCCUCCAUCUCGCUGCCCUCAACAACCACAAAGACGUAGCUGAAGUGCUGAUUAAAGAGGGUCGGUGUGAGAUUAACGUUCGGAAUAACCGGAACCAGACACCUUUACAGCUCUCAGUUACCCAGGGUCACACUGGCAUCAUCCAGCUUCUGGUCGCUGAAGGCUGUAACGUGAAUGCAGAAGAUGAGGAUGGUGACACCGCCUUGCACGUGGCACUCUAUCGUCAACAGCUGGCAACCCGCUCGGCUACCAGGGAGGGCGAAGCCAGCUCUUUGUUUGCUAAUUUACAGACCUCUGGGUUACUGGGAUCUGCUGACUUGAAUGUGGGCACUGCCAUUGCCUGCUUCCUAGCCCAGGAUGGAGCGGAUAUUAACUACACAAACCACAAGGGCAAAACUCCCCUCGAUCUGGUCACAGAUGGCAGGACAAUACAGAUGGUCAAGAGUUUUGCAGAAAAAUUCAGGGGAUCGCAGCUGCAACCAACCGGGUCAGCAGUUCUACGCCGAGUCCACACUACUCCAAAUACCAUGACGAACCUUUUAAUGCCGGUGACUGCAGGUCCUGCUGAGUGCUUGGUGUGUUCAGAGCUGUCCUUCCUGGUGCUCUUUUCACCUUGUCAGCACACUGUAGUGUGUGAAGAGUGUUCUGUAAGAAUGAAGAAAUGUAUCAAAUGCCAAGUGUCUAUAUCAAAGAAAAUCAGACAUGAUAACACAGAAGUUGAAAGCAGCUCCACCAGUGAACCUCCCGACCAGAGAAAGUUGCUGGAACAGCUCCAGUCCCGAUACCGGCAGAUGGAGGAAAGGAUAACCUGCCCUAUAUGUAUUGACAAUCAGAUUAAAUUGGUGUUCCAGUGUGGUCACGGAUCCUGUCUGGAGUGCAGUGUUGCCCUAAAAGCAUGUCCAAUUUGUCGUCAGAACAUUCGAGAGCGGAUACAUAUUUUUGUUUGAUGCAUGGCAAGUCUUCUUUACUAUGUUUUUUUUUCCAAACAUUCUCUGUCCUGGACCUUUUCUGUGAUAUGCUGUGUUUGUGUUUGUAAUCAAACUUCAGUUUUAACCCUUCUCAGUGUCCUUAGAGUACACGUGUACUUGCUGCUCCUCAGCAUCCCUGAUAACUCGAAUGUCCCCUGUGUGGCUUCAGUGGGUGAUACAGUACCAAGGAGAGCAGCAAAACUGUACAUAACAUGAAGCAAGUUUAUUAAUCUGCUGUGCUGCUGCUCGAAAUAGUUGCAGACGCUUGAAAAAUGCACAAAGCUGCAGUAUAAAACCUUACUGAAUAUGUAUAUUAAAAACAAUGUAAUAUAAUCCAUUGUCUAAUAACUGUGGUUUAUGGUCAAUUGUAUAUAUUUAAAAGUUCUAGGAAUAUAAAAUGCACUUGAGUGAUUCUCCAGAUGCCAUAGUGAGCAAUGCUGGCCUUUCACAUCUGCACUCAGCAUCAGCGCCAACUCUACCAGGGUGGUAAUGAUUUAAAAUAACAAAAUUGUUAAUUAUUUGCAAACUUUAUUUUAAAAUUAUCUGCUUCCAACUUUCUAUCCACCAUUUUAAUUUGAAUUGGACAAUAUUACCUUUAAACAUUGUCUGAAAGAUGUGAUAAAAUGUUGAAAACAAUUGUGGUUCAUGGACAGAAGAAGGUAACCAGUUAAUUCAUCAUUUAAAUCCAGAGCUUUGGCUAUAAGUGUCACCCUUUGGUCAUGAAUGUAAGUUAUUCUGCUGAAACCAUAAUCAGGAAAUGUGAUUUGAUCCACGAGGUCAAGUUGGAAAGGAGACUGGUAAGGAAAAUUCAGUAGAAGAUAAUGAGAAUUAGUGCUUGUUUUAAUCUGUGAAAUGUUGAUCCUAUUUUUACUUAUACUUUCUAUUCUAGGAUGUUUUUAUAUUUAAAUAUUCCAUGAAAAUAAAAGCUAUGAAAAUAUGAAUUAGAAAGGAGCAGUUGUCUCAGGAGUCCUCAGCCCACCAAUUCCCAGCCUUGAUUUUGGAGUUGGGCGUUGUAUUCAGGGAGCACAUCAUGAUUAAGACCAGUGCAGUGUUGGGUUUCUGCAUCUGGAUAACUACAGAUUUUUGCUUUUAUUGGAUUUGUAGUGAUAUGGUGAAAGGACUUUAAUGAAAACGGAAAAUGUUGAAAAAUGCAGACACAGGAGACUCCAGAUGCUGGAAUCUGGAACAACAAACAAGAUGCUGGAGGAACUCAGCAGGUCAGGCAGCAUCUGUGGGGUGGGGGGGGUAUGUGGGAGUGGACAGUCAAAAUUCUGGGUUGAGAUCCUUCAUCUGGACUGAAAGAUGGAGGGGAGGUAGCUGGAAAUCCUCAGCAUUUUGGAAGAAGCAGCAGUUAAUGUUUUAAGUCAAAGACGUUUCCUCAGAACUGAGAAAGAGAUAACAGUGGGUUAGUCCCAGUGGCAGAGAAGGUGGAGAGGACAAUGAGUGUCUGUGAUGAGUGAAAUGAUGAGCAGGCAUUAACUGAGCAGUGACACCCCUGUGUCAUGCGUUGCUAAUGUUAUGAAGUCUGGUGAUGUUGCAUAGUCUGGUUUACUGGGACAUGCCAAAUGGGCUGGAAUAUACAAAUGAAAGGGAAAGGGAAGAGAGGAGUGGGAUGAACAAAUAGAGUCAUACAGCACGGAAACGGGCCCUUUGGCCCAACUCAUCCAUGCUGACUGUGUUGCCCAGUGAGCUAGUCCCAUCUGCCCGCAUUUGGCCCAGAGCCCUCUAAACCUCUCCUAUUCAUACACUUACCUAGAUGGCUUUUAAAUGUUGCUAAUGUGCCUGCUUCAACCACUAUUUCUGGCAGCUCAUUCCACCCUUUGCAUGAAGAAGCUGUCCCUGAGUCCCUCUUAAAUCUCUCGCCUUUGAUCUUAAACCUAUGGCCUCUUGUUUUUAGCACCAUGUGUUUUCACCCUGUCUACGCCCCUCAUGACCAUUUGAAUAGUCAGUCAAACAGAAGGACAAAGCCAGUUGCACAGCACAGACAAAGGGGCUUAUCUGCCCAGUUGACAGCUGCAUUAUCUCACCCUAUCACAGAAACACAUCUCCCUCCCCCACCUACCUAGACUAACUGGUCUUCUCUCUUCGACCUGAAACACUGACUGUUUCUCUCCCCCACAGAUGCUGCCCAACUUGCCGAGUGUUUCCAGCAAUUUCUGUUUUUAUUUUGAUUUCCAGCAUCUGCAAGUUUUUGACUGUCAGAACAUUAAUACUGUGCAUACCUAUGCUGGCACAGUGUGCACCGUAGAUUUUUGUCUCUUUGUUGUCUGAUUGGAAUGCAAAUUGCAUGUUGAUUUGUUAGUCUGUGGAUAAACUGGGGGAAAAAAAUGAGUUUUAUCAGGAUCGUGAUUCUAUCCAGACCUAGUGUUCUCCAAUUCUACUAGAAAGAUUGGAGGAAAGUUCUGUCACAAAGAAAAGGUAAUUCAGAGCUGGAGAGGUAGUCCAAUUAGUGUUUAGAUGUGCUCUAGAGAGCAAAGGUUGAUAAGUCUUUCAUACAUUGGUUACAAGUUGAAUAACUGUGUAUAUCUUUAAUAAUUAAAACAAAUUAGCUAGAAAAUGCUUUCACAAGAGGUUUUUGCCUUUUAUAUCACAACCAUUUCCAACUGACUCAGGAUUAAAUCACCAGUUUAUUUGCAACAAAACAUGAAUAGAUAUAAAAAUGCAUGGCUGGUGUUACUUAAAUCAAUAACAGGAUUGCAACAAUGAACUCUAGGGACUGAAGGUCAUACCAACAUUUGGAAAGGAUUGACAUGUUAACACACUUAUCUGUCUCACCAGAAUGAAUCAAAGACAUCCAAACUAAUUUAAUGUCUCAAACAGCCUUUAUCAGCUCACGGUAACGUUUGAAAAUGCAGUUUGGAAAAACUGAACAGAUUGGUAUAAUGUGAUAGUGCAGAGAGAGUGUUUCAUUCUUUGUGUUGGUAUGUGGUAGCUUUUUUUCUGAAACCUUACAUGUUAUUAGUAGGUUGUUUUAUUGAAAUGUUACAUAGUUCAGCAGCUUUUUAUUGAGUUGAAUCUUCCUGACACAGUGAAACAGGUUACAUGUGCCAGACAGAUUGUAUCGCUGUGGAAAGUGUGUCCUCAGGAAUUGCUGUUCAAAUAAAAUUGCAGUUCCCAAAUGUCUGGCUUUCUUGUGCACAUUUCUCCUCUUUCCUAAUAUCUUUCUUGAGAUUACAGAAGGUUCAGACCACAAAUUGCUCAAUGUCUUUUCUCAGGAGGAAAGACCUUUGAUCUCCUUUGUAGACUAAAUUAGCUUUAGUCCAGCAGUAGACUGUGCCUGUUAACAGAAUGGACAGGAAGGAUAUGCCCAGCAUCACUGGUUUUUGUGGUUUGUGAAAAUGAACUUUACAAAACAUCUUGUCAUCAAAAAUACAGCAACAUAAACCUUUGAUCAAACGUUUGUAGAAAACGAUGAAAUAUUGUGAAGAUCCUUGGACAACACCAAUUUCUUGCACUUUGUUGCCAGAGGCAGUGUUCAACAGGUCCCUUCUCGGGGACGACGGAGGAAAGUCACACUGAACAGUAGUUCUGGAUCUCGGGGUUAAGGAACCGAUUGAUGUCUUGGUCAAGACAAAGUAAUCAUUCACUAAAAGUGGGAUGGUACUGUUGUCUGAAAGAACGGUAAAAGCGUCACAACAAGGAGGUGAGGAGAUAGGUGAGACUACAGGACUUCCUGAUGGUGUUCAAGGUCUUGUUCUCGUGGCCUUAUAACAUCGGGAAUCCUCAUGUUUAAGUUCUAGCUGUAAAUAAAUGAUUUGGAAUUACAGUUGUGAUUAUGAUACA